UCUUAGUCUUCUAUCCAUUUUCAACUAUGAGUAAUUCCGAAAUAUCAUCAUCCUCUUUGUCUUCAAACGGAACCGAUGAUUAUUAUUAUCGGGUCAUGGCUUCAUUUCAUGAGGAGCAAGAUUUAUUGCUUCGCAUGUAUGCGAAUAAUAAUCACCUCUUGGCAGAGUUGGAUGACAAUGAGGACGACGAGGCCGAAUCGAGGCGUAGAGGAGCAGUUCCUGGCCAUAUAGUUAUUAAUCGUCCUCGACAAGAAGCUGGAUAUAAUCUAUACAUGGACUACUUUGCUGAGGUUCCGCGAUUCAGAUAAGCAAAAUUUCGCAGACGAUUUCGAAUGAGCAAAAGUUUAUUUCAUCAAAUUGCGGAAGCCGUCAAAGAUCACGACAAUUUCUUUGUGCAACAACGCGAUGGUAUUGGUAAGCUCGGAUUAUCAUCUUUGCAAAAAUUUACAGCUGUUUUUCGAAUGCUUGCAUAUGGUGUACCAGUUGAUGCUCUUGAUGAAUAUUUAAAAAUUGGUGAGUCUACUGCAAUUCGAUGUAUGAAAAGGUUUUGUAUGCCCAGGCAAAACAACAUCUACUAGAUGAUCCUAACUAUACAAAGAAGAAGCUUCAAUUUGAUCAUGUGUGGCCUAUUCUCAAGGAUGCUGAAAAAUGGACCGAUAAUGGAAGAAGUUCAACUAAACCACGACAAAAAAAUUAUUCAAGUGAAGGAUAUGAAUCAACGUCUCGCACAUCACAAUCGUCAGGUACAUUACCAUUUGAUAUCGAUUUGAAUGCAGAUGAAGACGAACAAGAGCUGUUUAGUGAUGAACUUGCCUCACCUCAUCGGCCUAUUGGUGUAAAGAAAGCAAAUCUGAAAAGGAAAGAGUUGAAUGAGAAGAGUAAGAUUGCUCAACAAGUGAAAGAAUCCAACCAAGAACUGAAGGAGUUACUUGAAAAAAGCUUGUUGGAGAGAAAUGUUUUUUCCUCUAAGCAUGAGGAAUAUGCAUCUCAAACAUUUGCUAUUCAACGUCAACGUGAGGAGAGCAAGAUCAUGCUUACUAGUUUGGAUUCAAUUACAGAUCCAGAAGGACGUGAGUACUUACGAAUGAAAAAAAAUGAAAUAAUGGAGAGAAGAGCUCGUGAAUCCCAACUACAACAAUCACCUGCAACAUUUGGCUAUGGUAAUUUUGGAUAUGGACAACACUAUGGAGGAGGAAGUGGUGGAUAUGGACAACAUUAUGGAGGAACAGCUGGAUAUGGUGAAAUUCCUCAUUAUGGAGGAAGUGGUGGAUCUGGAACAAGUGGUGCACAUGCAGGAGUGCAGCAAUUCGGUGGUAGCAGUGGAUCCAAUACACAUGGUGGAUAUGGAGGAAUGCCAGAACAUGGAGGAAGUAAUGAUAGUCUACCGGAAUACUAACUGUGGUGAUUAAUAGUUUUAUUUAUAUUUAUAUUAUCAUUUUGUUAUUUUGUUUUAUGUAAGUGUGUGUGGUAC
Rosa chinensis is the source of this 1471-nucleotide messenger RNA. Its product is annotated as keratin, type I cytoskeletal 9. Bases 533 to 1396 code for a protein of 287 amino acids. The transcript is spliced from 2 exons. NCBI's taxonomy places the organism in Eukaryota, Viridiplantae, Streptophyta, Magnoliopsida, Rosales, Rosaceae. The record is from RefSeq and is a predicted model, not a curated record.